GCCGGCAGACGGCAGUAGUGUAGCACUAGCAAAUUGCAAACGCCAAUAUAACUUUUACGUGUUGUACAGUAUACACUCGUACAACAACAACUGCUCUGCCAUUGCCUAUUGUAGUUCACUAAAGCACCUACUUAUUACGAUUUAAUUUAAUUAAUAGUUUUUAUAAUAACACAUCGUAACUGCCUACAUCUGACUAAGGUUUACAUUGGUUUAAGCUUAAAUUUUUAUAAUUUUAUAAUACUUUUUACAACAUUGUAUUAAAUACAUUCAGUUAAAAAUGGGUAAACAAGAAAAUAUCUUUUUGUUUGUGCCAAAUUUAAUUGGAUAUGCCAGAAUAAUUCUAGCAGUCAUUUCAAUUUACUUUAUGCCAACCAAUUACAAAGUUGCUUGCAGUUGUUAUGUGAUAAGUGCAUUAUUGGAUGCUUUCGAUGGUCAUGCAGCUCGAGCAUUUAACCAAAGUACUAAAUUUGGGGCUAUACUAGAUCAACUAACUGAUCGUUGUGGAACAAUGAGCUUAUGUAUUGCAUUGUCUAAUUUUUAUCCAAAAUAUAUGUUUUUGUUCCAACUUAGCUGUAUCAUUGAUAUUGCUUGUCACUGGAUCUAUUUACACUCAUCAAUUUUGCAAGGUAAAACUAGCCAUAAGUUUGUAGAUAUGUCUGGAAAUCCGAUAAUGAAAUGGUAUUACACAUCAAAACCGGUACUGUUUUUCAUGUGUGCAGGAAAUGAAUUAUUUUUUGCAUCAUUAUAUCUGUGUCAUUUUAUUACAGGACCAAUGAUUGCAGGUCAUGGUUUAUUUAAGUUAUUAUGCUGGUUUUCAAGUCCAAUAAUGCUUGUUAAAACAUUAAUAUCAUUAAUUCAUUGUUAUGUGGCUAGUAUAAAUUUGUCUAUUAUUGAUAUGAACGAACGUCAAGUAAAACAAUAGAUUGUUAGUAUAUAUAACUAUAUAUAAUAAGAAAAAAAAUAUGAUAUAGUUUAAAUGAUAAUACACUAGUGUGUUAUAUUUUUAAGCAUUCCAUUAUCAUAAUACUACUCUAUUUAUUGGUUCCUUUUAUUGUAGCAGUUCAGAUAUGUACUUAUAAAUUACUAAAAUUAUUGGUUUCUAGUCAUUGUUUUAAAUGUAUUAAUAUUACAUUUAUAUAUUAUAAUUCUUUUGUAAUAGUAUAUAUCAGUUUAAUUUAACUUAUACUUACUUUUUUUCAAUUAUUACAUGUUUUACUUAAAGUGAUUUCCAUUAUUAAUAAAUUGUAGUUAAUAUUCUUUCUUGUUGUAAUUCAAAUAAAUAUAAUUUAAACAAAAA
Acyrthosiphon pisum (pea aphid) is the source of this 1297-nucleotide messenger RNA. It is a transcript of the gene Pis, whose product is annotated as phosphatidylinositol synthase. The coding region runs from base 278 to 922 and encodes 214 amino acids. The record is from RefSeq and is marked provisional. Gene Ontology annotation, cellular component: membrane; Golgi apparatus. The transcript is spliced from 5 exons. Lineage: Eukaryota; Metazoa; Arthropoda; Insecta; Hemiptera; Aphididae. Gene Ontology annotation, molecular function: CDP-diacylglycerol-inositol 3-phosphatidyltransferase activity. Gene Ontology annotation, biological process: phosphatidylinositol biosynthetic process.